AUGUCUCUCAGCUACACCAUCUCGGUGGAAAACAACCGCGGCGCCAACACAAACUAUGCCGUGUUCAUGGAGCCACCCGAGUUCACCAGGACCCGGGAAACCUUUAUGAACGUCUGGUUCACCUCGUUCGUCCCCUAUGGCGGAAACUUUGAAGUCCGCACCGGAAACGACUACUUUCCCUGGGUCGGAACCGUGCCCACGCGCCCGGCACCAGGAGUCAUUGUCAACAGCGGCAUGAGCCUGCUGGGCAACCUGGGCACCAGCUCGUCUCCCGGAAGCACCUUUGACAUGAAGGUCAUUGAGAACUUCCCCACCCUCACCGAAGUGAGCCCUACUGCUGUCACUGGCGCAGUGCAGGUCAACACCGGCGAUGACUUUAGCGUGCCCAACAACACGUACCUGGUUGGGCUGGCCAAGGUCAACAACCGCGGCCAAGUCGCGCCCGUCGCGUCGAUUGCGCCGAUAAACAACGAGAAGAUUCAAAUCUCGCCCAAGAUGAAGUUCUUGGUCAGCGAGAGCCAGCAGGUGCCUGGCGAGAUCGUGGACUACUCGGCAGUGGCUAGGGACGGGGCCGUCAUUGACUUUGCCGACGGCCCAGGACGGGGCAAGUACUAUGCGCGUGCGGCCCAGGGAAGCGACGGAAGGUUCACCGUGACCUACUACGACAACUUUGGGGACGAUUGA
Molecule: messenger RNA, 684 nt
Organism: Ustilaginoidea virens
Lineage: Eukaryota; Fungi; Ascomycota; Sordariomycetes; Hypocreales; Clavicipitaceae
Exons: 4
Coding region: 1-684 (227 amino acids)
Source: RefSeq, a predicted model, not a curated record